Messenger RNA from Leptopilina heterotoma, 3150 nucleotides. Its product is annotated as reticulocyte-binding protein PFD0110w-like. Bases 60 to 1217 code for a protein of 385 amino acids. The record is from RefSeq and is a predicted model, not a curated record. Lineage: Eukaryota; Metazoa; Arthropoda; Insecta; Hymenoptera; Figitidae. The transcript has a single exon.
UUUCUAAUUUCAAUAACUGCGCAAUUUAAUACAACAAGUAGACAUAAAAUACUAAUAAAAUGUUAAAAAUUUAUUUCUUGUUGUUUGUUGUUACAUUUUUGUCAUUUACUAAUGAUUGUCGUGCUGAAUGUUGUCCGACAAUUUCUGCAAAAAAAAACAAAAAAUGCAGAGAUAAAAAUUAUAGAGCGUUUUGGGGAAACCUAUGUAAAGCAUCAUGUGCUGAUGGUUUUCUGCGUGAGGGUUAUCGUUAUUGUGGUGUAGGAUCCUGUAAUAUAUUUGGAUGUAAUUGUGAUGGUGGCUGUAGACGUAAGAAAAAAGUUGUCGAAGACCAAGAAAUUAUAAAAAACAAAAAUAGUGUUGAAGGCAAAAAAAUUGUAGACGACAAAAAUGUUUUGCAAACCAAUCUAAUUGUGGACGAGAACAAAAUUGUGAAAGAGCAAACAAUUCAAGAAGACAAAAAUAGUGUUGAAGACCAAACAAUUGUACACGACAAAAAUGAUUUGCAAGACAAUCAAAUUGUGAACGAGAACAAAAUUGUGGAAAACCAAACAAUUCAAGAAGACAAAAAUAGUGUUGAAGACCAAACAAUUGUACACGACAAAAAUGAUUUGCAAGACAAUCAAGUUGUGGACGUCAACAAAACUGUGAAAGACCAAAAAUAUGUGGAAGACCAAAAAAAAAUUCUAGAAGACAAAAAUAGUGUUGAAGGCCAAAAAAUUGUAGACGACAAAAAUGUUUUGCAAAACAAUCAAAUUGUGAACGAGAACAAAAUUGUGGAAAACCAAACAAUUCAAGAAGACAAAAAUAGUGUUGAAGACCAAACAAUUGUACACGACAAAAAUGUUUUGCAAAACAAUCAAAUUGUGAACGAGAACAAAAUUGUGGAAAACCAAACAAUUCAAGAAGACAAAAAUAGUGUUGAAGACCAAACAAUUGUACACGACAAAAAUGAUUUGCAAGACAAUCAAGUUGUGGACGUCAACAAAACUGUGAAAGACCAAAAAUAUGUGGAAGACCAAAAAAAAAUUCUAGAAGACAAAAAUAGUGUUGAAGGCCAAAAAAUUGUAGACGACAAAAAUGUUUUGCAAUACAAUCAAAUUGGGGAUGACAAAAAUGUUUCGCAUGACAAAAAUAUUGUGGAUGUGAAAAGAUUUGUUUUAGCAUUUUUCUUUGUACUAAUAAUGAUCUGCCUGUUAAUAUAUUUAGUUAAAAAUUAAUUUUUCUUAUCAAUACAAAAUAAUUUAAAAAAAAAAUUAAAACCCUAAUUAAAAGCAGUAGCAAAAAUAUCAUCGUUCGAAAUUGUAGGAAAACAUAUAUUUUAUGUACUCAUUAAAUUAUAAUAUUGCAACACUUUUUAAAAAUUUAUAAUGUAAUUUACUUUGCAACAUUAUCAAUAAUUAAUUUAACACUUGUGUUUAAUUAACCUUUAAUUGAUAAGAAAUAUAUUUAAAUUCUUGGGUAUUAAAAUCAUGUUCAUUCACAAUCUGUCAGCAUAUUGUACUUUAAUUCAACGGAUUGGUAUAUAGUUAUACGACCUUUUUCUAGUUCCUAAUAAAUAUUUAAAUAAAGAAUAAAAAUAGUUUUAUUAACGUCAUCAUAUGAAAAAUUUGGAUACUCACAAUAUUCUAUUGAGAAUAAAAAGAAUUAUUUACCGUAAGGAACAUUAUUUAACUUCAAAAAUAUUUUUAUCCUGUCGUUAUUUGGAUUUCUACAGAUCAUCCAGGAACAUCUAAAAAAUUGUACAAUAAAAUAAAGUUCAGUAAAUUAAAUGGAACCAAGAAAAUAUAUUUAAUUGAUAUCAUUGAUAUUUAAAUAGUUCGAUCUUGAAAUCGUAUAAUUUACGUAAAUAAAUCCUUUUCCUUUCUAGCAUUUUUCUUCAUACUGUUAAUAUAUUUUAGUUAAUGAUUAAUUUUUAUUAUACAAAAUAGUUUUUUUAACCUUCAAAUAAAUACGAAACUUUUUCUCUGCGUUUAAAUAUUUUUAAAGAUUACUGCUCCAAAUUGGAAAAUGAUUUAAAUAAUGAUAACUUUAUUUAAUUGUAAAUUUUAUUUAGAAAUAAUUUUUAAAAAAAUAAAAUACAAAUUAAAAGCAGUAGCAAAAAUACCGUCGUUUGAAACUUUAGGAAAAUAAAUAUGUCCUUGUAAAAGUAUAUAUUAUGAUAUCAAUUUUUUGAAGCCACGUAAACACAAUAAAUUUAAAUCUUUUUUCUCUAGUGCAUGCGUGCAUGAAUUAUGGUUAUAAUAAUAAAAAAUUUUAUGUGAAAAAAAAACAAUUUUUUUUUUCUAUGUACUCUUGGGGUAUAUGAGUUAUACGAAUGGUGGAAGAAAUUUUAAUUUCAAUGACUGCGCAAUUUAAUACGACAACAAGUAGACGUAAAAUACUAACAAAAUGUUAAAAAUUUAUUUCCUACUGUUGUUUGUUGUUACAUUUUUGUCAUUUACUAAUGACUGUUGUGCUGAAUGUUGUCCGACAAUUUCUAUCAAUAAUAGUAAAGAAUGCAGAGAUCUAGAAUUUAUAGUGAUUUGGGGAAACCAAUGUAAAAACUUAUGUGCUGAUGGUCCUCUGCGUGAGGGUCAGCGUUAUUGCGGUGUAGGAUCCUGUAAUAUAUUUGGAUGUAAUUGUGAUGGUGGCUGUAGGCGUAAGAAAGAAGUUGUGGACGACAAAAAAAUUGUGGAAGACCAAAAAAUUUUGGAAGACAAAAAUAGUGUUGAAGACCAAAAAAUUGUAGACGACAAAAAUGUUUUGCAUGACAAAAAUAUUAGGGAUGUGAGUGAAUUUGUUGUGGUAGUUAUCUUUGCACUAAUCUGUCUGAUAAUAUAUUUAGUUAAAAAUUAAUUUUUUUAUCAUAAAAAAUAAUUUUUUCAAAACUUUGCAACUUUAUCAAUGAUUAAUUUAAAACUUGUGUUUAAUUAACUUUCAAUCGAUAAGAAAUAGAUUUCUUGAAUAUUAAAAUCAUGUUCAUUCACAAUCUGUCAGCAUAUUGUACCUUAAUUCAACAGAUUGUAGUUACGACCUUUUUCUAGUUCCUAAUAAAUAUUUAAAUAAAGAAUAAAAAUUGUUUUAUUAACGUCGUCAUAUAGUGUUUUUGGGAAACCUAUGUAAAAAACGAUGUGCUGAUGGUGCUGAUGGUGAAAGUCAAAAAAAUUGUAC